Symphalangus syndactylus (siamang) is the source of this 20436-nucleotide messenger RNA. RefSeq names its product zinc finger protein 326 (gene ZNF326). Lineage: Eukaryota; Metazoa; Chordata; Mammalia; Primates; Hylobatidae. The record is from RefSeq and is a predicted model, not a curated record. Gene Ontology annotation, cellular component: nucleus; DBIRD complex. Gene Ontology annotation, molecular function: DNA binding. Gene Ontology annotation, biological process: regulation of DNA-templated transcription elongation.
CCCCAGCCUCGCUGUGGCCUGCGGCUCCCGGGCUGGUAACGCCGCUCUCGGUCGCGCGGAUUGAUCGUGUGGAAUCGCGGGUCGCGAGCGCUCGCCGCCGGCCAUAGCUCAGCCCAGCGCCGCCAAGGCCGACGGCCCCCAGCCUCUGCCAUGGACUUCGAGGACGAUUACACACACUCCGCCUGCAGGAAUACUUAUCAGGGCUUUAAUGGAAUGGAUCGUGAUUAUGGCCCUGGAUCUUAUGGAGGGAUGGAUCGUGACUAUGGCCAUGGAUCCUAUGGGGGUCAGAGAUCCAUGGAUUCCUACCUAAACCAGUCAUAUGGCAUGGACAAUCACAGUGGUGGUGGUGGGGGUAGCAGGUUUGGACCUUAUGAGUCUUACGACUCCAGGUCUUCUCUGGGUGGGCGAGAUCUGUACAGAUCUGGCUAUGGUUUUAAUGAACCCGAACAAAGCCGCUUCGGAGGUAGUUAUGGUGGUCGAUUUGAGAGCUCCUACCGGAAUAGCCUUGACUCUUUCGGAGGUAGAAACCAGGGCGGGUCUAGCUGGGAAGCACCUUACUCCCGUUCAAAAUUGAGGCCUGGGUUUAUGGAGGACAGAGGAAGAGAGAAUUACUCUUCCUACAGCAGUUUUUCUUCACCCCAUAUGAAGCCUGCACCUGUAGGCUCUCGGGGGAGAGGAACGCCUGCUUAUCCUGAAAGUACGUUUGGAAGCAGAAACUAUGAUGCUUUUGGAGGACCAUCAACAGGCAGAGGCCGAGGCCGAGGACAUAUGGGUGAUUUUGGAAGCAUUCAUAGACCCGGAAUUGUUGUUGACUAUCAAAACAAAUCCACCAAUGUGACAGUUGCUGCUGCAAGAGGAAUAAAGAGAAAAAUGAUGCAGCCAUUUAAUAAGCCCAGUGGAACCUUUAUCAAGAAACCCAAAAUAGCAAAACCUAUGGAGAAGAUAAGCCUCAGCAAAUCACCCACAAAAACUGAUCCUAAAAAUGAAGAGGAAGAAAAGCGGCGAAUUGAGGCUCGGCGAGAGAAACAAAGGCGCAGAAGAGAAAAAAACAGUGAGAAAUACGGAGAUGGAUACAGAAUGGCAUUUACAUGUUCAUUUUGUAAAUUUCGAACGUUUGAAGAAAAAGAUAUUGAACUGCAUCUGGAAAGUUCUUCACAUCAGGAAACGUUAGAUCAUAUACAGAAACAAACUAAAUUUGAUAAAGUAGUUAUGGAGUUUUUGCAUGAGUGUAUGGUGAAUAAAUUCAAGAAAACAUCUAUUCGUAAGCAACAGACAAAUAAUCAAACAGAAAUAGUUAAAAUAAUUGAAAAAGAUGUUAUGGAAGGUGUUACUGCAGAUGAUCACAUGAUGAAGGUAGAGACAGUUCAUUGCAGCGCUUGCGGUGUGCAUGUCCCUGCUUUACAUAGUUCAGUUCAGCAGCACUUAAAAUCUCCUGAUCAUAUCAAAGGGAAGCAGGCUUAUAAGGAACAAAUAAAAAGAGAGAGUGUCUUGACUGCUACAAGCAUUUUAAAUAAUCCAAUAGUGAAGGCGCGAUAUGAACGUUUUGUUAAGGGUGAGAAUCCUUUUGAAAUUCAAGACCAUUCUCAGGAUCAGCAAAUAGAAGGAGAUGAGGAGGAUGAAGAGAAGAUUGAUGAACCUAUUGAAGAAGAGGAGGAUGAAGAGGAGGAAGAAGAAGCAGAGGAAGUGGGGGAAGUAGAGGAAGUGGAAGAAGUAGAGGAAGUGAGAGAAGGAGGAAUAGAAGGAAAACGUCAAAAACAAAAAAAGAGUUUACAAAACAAAUACCACCUGGAUGACAGUGAUGGUAACAAGCCAUCAGUGGUAAGAUGCAUCCAAACACCAAAAAUGAUAAAAUGUGAAGGCAAAAAGUUUUUUUUUGUUUAAGAAUUGAUGAAACAGGAUAUAGCUAUAAGAAUGGUCUUUGCAGCAUGAUUUGUAAUAAUGAGAAAUAGGAAAUAAAUUUAACAAUAAAGGGAAUAAUUAAAUUAUGGUACAGGCAUCACAAUUGAAUUCUCUAGCCAUCAGGAAGAAUGAGAGAGAUCUCUCUGUUUUGACUUGGAAAAAUCUCCAAGAUAUAUUGUUAAGAGGAAAAAAGCAAGUUACAAUAUAAUAUAUAGUAUAUAUUAGAGUUUCACUUAGGAAAAAUUAUAUAUAUGUAUAUAUGCAAGUAUACAAAUUCCAAACUUUCUACAGGAUGCAUAGAAAUAAAAACACAUUUGCCUAGAAAAAAUGUCUGAAAGGAUAUAUAAAUAGCGUUUAUGCAUGAAGAGGGAAGUUGAACUGGGAGAGUGUGGACUUUUGUUUUUACUCUACCAAUUUCUGGUUUUUUUUUAUUUUUAAAACAGUAGGUUAUAAUGAUAUGGUACAUUAUAAUGUAAAUGUUAAAUCUGGAAAAUGUAGAGAAGCAUAAAGAAUAAAAUAAAAAUAACUAGAAUUUAACCACCAAGAUAAAUAGCGCUAUUAAUAGGUUUUGUACAUUUCCUUAUGAUCCAUUUUCCUUUGCAAGGAGAUACAUAUUGAUACUGUUUCUUAAGCUAAGAGAAACAGGAAGAGCAGGUUUACAUGAGGAAGAUGAUAAAUCAAUUUUGGGACAUGUUAAAUUGGCAUUGCCUGUGGGAUGCUGAAAUUGUGUUAUCAAGUAAGCAAUUGGAUAUAUGGAUAUGGUGCUUAGGGGAGCUCAUGAUCAGCUUAGAGUAUUAAUGCUUUCUCUUCCAAGUAAAGAAUUUUAAUAUUCAUGUGUCUGACACAAAUAAAAAUGUAAUUCCUUGGGGCAGCAGAGUGUAACACAGCUUAUUAGCCUUGGGAUUUAACGAACCUUCCUUACCUGCUGUUCCCCACUCCUACCCCAGCUGUACCAUCUUUUAGUUCUGUCCAUCUUGGGAAAAACACUUAAGAAAAGCCUCCGUUUUCUCAUCUAUCACAUGGAGAUAAUGUUAUCUUCCUUGCUAGAUUGUUACAAAGAUGAAACGAAUGUAAAUAAACACCUAGCACUGUCUAGGGUGCCUGGUUGGCCCCUUAACAUUUUAGUUUUCCUAUUAUUACUUAACAACAACAACAAAAACAGAGCUUAUUUGUUUGUUCAUUUUUAAUUAGAGAUAAGACAAAAAGAAGUAUUGGCCUGGUAAAUCCUUACAUGAAGUUAAGGCAAAAAAGUUUUUAGAAUUCAUUUUGACCUUGUUUUGAUCUUUCAUAACAUGUUUUGAAGAUUACAUUAUAUCCAUUUGUUUCUCUUUAAGGUUUGCACAGACCUUUGGUGAAAAUUAACAAAAUCAUGACCUGAUAAUUUGGUAUAAUUAAAAGGAAAUAAUUUAUGAAGUUCUCAUAAAAGAAUUAAUCACACUUAUUCUCAAUGAUUUUUUUUUCCAUUUGGCAUCAAAGAUCCUCAACUGACAAGGACAUUAAUAACCUGCUAAUAGAGCUUCAAACUUAGCCACCCCUAAAGGGUUAAAUCACUCUACUCAAGUGGGGUUUGAAUUGCUUGUCAGUGCUGAGGGUCACUGUCGCAGUUAAAUGACAGAUGUUUUCCUGAAAAUCCCUUGUAUCCUUUCUGGUGAUACAAAGUUCAGUGUCUGUAACAACAGGGUGGUGUUCUUUAAUAACUGUUAAAUUUACUCUUUAGAGACUUUACAAAGAUGUCCUAUUGCUCCUGGAGGACUCCCUUGACACCCAACUCUGCAUUUUCUUUUUGCAUAAUGCCUGCAAUUUAGAGCCACCGGGCUCCUUGUUGUAUAACUCCUGUGUCCUUAGUUCAGUAUAACCAGAAUACUCAUAAAUCUCCUUUUCUUCCAGUAGCUUUCUGUAGCAGCUGAGGUAUGACAGUGAUGUCCCUGAUCUAUAAUUCCAGACAGCCGUAGGGUGAACUGAUAAACCAAUCCAAAGCCACUACGUCAGAUAAAAUGAUGUUGUUUGCACAACUCAGUGCCCUCGAGAGGUAGUCAUGUAAUACUCCCAAUUUGUAUUCUGCAUAAAACUCCCUUUACAAGUUAUAAACUUCCUAUGGGGAACAAACAUAUCUAGCUAAAAGAUGCUGAACAUAUGACUAUAUAAUGUAAUUUUAAACUCAAAAGGAGUGGGCUAAGCCUCUUCUAUCCUAGAAACUGAAAGCUAUACAUAAAAAAUCCUGUCUAAGUAUGACAUUCUUCAAUUUGGAAUUCUAAUUAAGCAAUGUUUUCCUGAGACCCUGGGCUUCAUACAUAAUGUUAGGAAUAUAACUGAUUAAUAUAAACAUAUGAAUUGUACUUACGAUGUUUAAGUACUUUAUUCAGUCAUCACAAAAAAUUUAACUGAUUGUUUUAUUAUUUGUACUUUAUUGACUUACAGUUGAGGCAUCUAAUUAAAUGAUUUCCGUGGUCACAUUAAUUACAUUGGAGAAACCUUGACUAAACCAUAUAUUUUUAUUUGCAUGGUACUUCCUAAUUCUUCUCCCAUUCUAGAUCAGGGAUUCUCAGUCUUGGCACUACGUGGCCAAAACUGGAUAAUUCUUUGUUGUGGGAGGUUGUCCUGUGCAUUAUAGGAUGUUUAGCAACAUCCCUGGUUUCUACUUAGAUUCCAGUAGCAUACAGCAGUGUGACCAUCAAAAAUGUUCCCAGACAGUGCCAAAUGGGAGGCAAAAAUCACUCCUAGUUGAGAACCACUGGUCUAGAUAUAUUAAAGGAAAUUAGGUGUGGAAUUUGAACUAACUUAGAGCAAAAUUCUAAAUGUUCUGUUAAAGGUAUUAAGAUUUUCCUAAAACAAAACAAUGCAGUUUAGAUUCAGCUGUUCUAGGAAGUAUUCCUGGGUUUUCUCAGCCUUCUUUCUCUAUAUUCACCAGUAACUCUGAGCCCCCUGACCCCCUGCUUACUUCAUCAGAACGUGCACAAAAAUGUGGAGAUGUUUCUUUCUCCACUCUACACUGUGGGCCUCUGCUUCCCAGAAAGUUCUUGUGUCACUCUUUUUUCUAUCUCCAGCUUCUAGCACAGUGCAUGCCACAUAGUAGAUGCCCCAGAAAGGAAUUUGUUGGAUGAAGGAAUGCUACAGCUAUUUUUUUUCUUUUAGAUGUAUCAUUUAUAAAUAUAUAGACUUUAAAAAAAUGUGUGUAGGGAUUUUUAUUUUGCUUUCUGGUAUCUCUUUAAUUUGUAUAAACUUGUAUGAUUUUGUUUUCUUGAAGCAUUAUUUAUUCAUCUUACAGAUAUUGGGUGCUUACUAUCUGCCAGAUACUGAUGCAUGGAGCUAAGUAUAUGGUUAUGAACAAAACAGAUAUAAUCCUUGUCCUUAGGAAUCUUAAAGACAAUUAGGAGGCAACUACAAUUCAGGAAUGACCUACUUACCCAAGUCUAUCUGACGACACUGAUUUCCAAACAAAAUUGUAUAAGGCCUAGAAACUGCCUCUAGAUACACUGUACAUAAGAAACAUGCCCUGUAGACUUCAUGGGUUUCCCUCAUGCUUCAGAGAUCCUGAAUUAUUUCUUCUAACUUCAUCCAUGCUCAAAACCCCACAGGAGAAAAUUCGUAGUCAACAGUGGUGGUGUAUGAUUGUUAGGAAGUACAACACAUCUUCAAAUAAUAUUGUUUUGUUAUAAUAUUGAUGAGAAAACAAACACUGAUUCCUGGCUGGGCCGUUGUUUGUGUGGAGUUUGCAUGGUCUCCCCAUGUCUGUGUUGGUUUUCUCUGGGCACUCCAGUGCCCUCUUGCAUCCCAAAGCUGUGCAUACUAGAUGAAUUGGAGUGUCUAAAUGGUCCCAGUCUGAGUGAAUGAAUGCAUGUGUGUGAGUGUGCCUUGCAAGGGAAUGGCGUCCUGUGCAGGAUGAGUUCCUCCCUUGUGUCCUGAGCUGCCCAAAUGGACUCCAUUCACCCACCACCCUGAAUUGGAAUGAGUGGGUUGGACAAACAAAUGAAUAAAUGAAUAAAUAUAAAUUUCUAUCAAAAUCAAAAUUUGUACAGUAGACAAUAAUCAUACAAAUGCACAACAAUAAAUGAUGCGGUAUGGAAGUACUCAGCGAGCCUGCCAUAUUUGUGAUUGUUUUUGAACUGCAUGGUGGGAGGAAGUGGUCCUUACAAUUUUUGCUCUGCAAACGUGUUCCUUGAUUUAAUCCACCAACACUAUGGGUCACUCACUGAUUCACCAAAAAUUGGGUAAAUAAUUAUCUUAUUUGUUUUUAUUAAUCUUUCUUAAACAUAUGUAUACUCGUAUUUAUUUUGUGUUUAAUGUCUUUGUUUAGUGUUGUUUGUCUUUAGAUAUUUGGUGGUGUUUUGUGAGUAGAAAUAUGAAAUAGGAACUUAAUUUUGUUUAUAUUAAUUAGCCUGUGGUAAAAUUAAUUUUGUUAUAGUUGUUUCGCUUAAAGUUGCAGUUUCCAAGAAACCGUCUAUGAUGUUAAGUGAGGAUUUUACUGUAUGUAACAUAGAGACAGUGCCCUGUUCUUCAAUCGGUCACUUCCCAUGAAGGGGCCUCCCAGGAACUAAGAGGCAAUAUUCCAAGGAAGAUUUUGAGAGAGGGAGAAAAGGCCUUGAAUAGCUUUCUUUCUCCUCUGGUUACAAAUGUAUCCCUAAGUUUCAUUAGGAUCCAUCAGCUGUCUGAGUACUCAUGGAGUAUAGUAAGGAAAACAGGUCAAGCUCUCUUGUCCAGUAACAAAAAUAGGUCAAAGUCUCUUGUCCUUACCUCCACCUGCUUGCUUACUUUCCUUAAUUUCCCUGAAGUUGCCACUCCUUAUACCAGCUUUCCAUAUACCCCAAGGAGUGUCCACAUGAAUAUUUGCUCACACUACAUGCGGCCACUGCCAAACACUGAGGUCUCUCUGCGUGCCCUCUCUAAAGGCUUCCUGUGAAUCUAAAUUUGGUACUAUGCCAGCAAUAUCAUAUGUGAUCCUGCCCCUGUCUUUCUAAUCUCUUGCCACUCUUCCCCUUACCUGUUAUGCCACAGGUACACUGGCCUUUCCACUCCUCUGAUAUUCGACACUUGUUUCUGUCUUUUAGCCAUUGUGGUUAUUGUUUUCUUUGCCCAGAAUGCUCUUUUCCCAAACCUUUGCAUGACUGGUUCCCGUUCAUCAUUCAGCUACGUUAAAUUGCAACUUCCUCAGAGAGGACUUCUCAUGUAAUCAUUCUCUAUCCCAUCACUCUGUUACCACUCACCACUAUCUAAAAUUAUUUUAUUUAUUUGCUUAUCACGUGUCUCCUUCACUGGAAUGUAAGCCACAUGAAAACAAUAAUUUUAUCGUUUAAUUCGUCACUGGUACCUUAGCACUUAGAAUGGCAGGCACUCAAUGAACACAACCAAGGUUUUCUCAAUGGGUCAUUACAGCUUUUUCCCUCAGGAUUAGUUUCAUGAUGACUCUUAGUUUAAUUUGAAUCCCUUCUAGACGUGUAAGACUCUUCCUAUAUGAUGUUUUGAUAAGAUAUUUGACAUUUAUACACUGAAGAGUCUUUGAAUAACAGAGCUACAUUAUCUUUUAAAAAUGUUCUCUUACAUGUACCCUAAACUACCUUGAGAGUUUGAGAAUCAGUCUUGGUUGUAUUUGGCUGCAAGCAACAAAAGUCUAUGUAUGUUGGCUUAAAGAAACAGGGUUUACUUUUCUCACAUAACAAGAAGUCUGGAGUUAGAUGACUAUUUGUAUCGGAUCAGCUGCUCAGUGUUGUCUGAGUCAGCAUCUCAAUUUUUUUGACCUUCCCCACAAAAUCUCAAGAUGCAGUUGCAACUCCGAGUAAUGUGUCUACAUUAAAGAUAGAAAGAAGGGAUAGUAGGGAGGGUUGUCCCCAGACCUAUCUGUCUCCCUUAUCAGGAAAGCAAAUAUUUUCCUGGGAAUUCUCUAACAGACCUUUGCCUCUGUCUCUUUGAUUAGAACUGGGUCACAUGGCCAUUCCUAUCUGUCUAUAGUAACAUUUAAUACAUGUAUUAAUUUAUUCAAAUAUGUAUUAAAACUCAUGCAGUGUAUUCUGCUAGAUAUUAUGUAUGAGAGGGGCAUAAAAUGAAUGAAAUAUACAUAAAUGUAAAAUUUCAUACUGCAUUUAUGAAAUUUUCAGUCUAGAAGGAAAAGUAAGACUUGCACAGAAUACAAAUUGGAAAGUGGCAAAUAUUAGACUGUUAGAUCCACAAGGAUAGGGAUUAUGUCUGUUUUGGUUUGCCCCAAUUUUGCCCUUAACCAGGCAUAUUCCUGUACACAGCAGAAAUUGAACACGUAUUUGUUCAUUUGAACAAAAGAAAGGAACAGAUAGAAUGUGAUUAGACUUCAGAGAAGGAAAGAUAUAUUCCAAUGGAAGGAAUUAGGCAAAGCUUUGCAAUGGAAGUGGUAUUUAACCUAGGACUUGAAUGAUGCAAAUGAUUUGGAGCUAAAGAACUGAAGAUAAUGGGAGUGGCAGAAGAAAAGCAUUCAUGGAAGUAUCAGCAGGAGCAAGGCACAGAAGAAAAUCAUGCACUGUCUCUAGGGAACAAUAUGUGCCUUAUAUGCAGGUCACUUGAACGCAGUAGAAGAGUCAGUGGGUGGCAGGUCAUGGAGAGCCUUGGAUGCUAGCCUAGAGGGUUUGGAUUUUUGUCUGAGGCAUGAGGGAGACAAUGGGGUGACAUGAGCAGAGCUGUACUUCAGGAGGAUGAACCUGCCAGCAAUUUUAAGAUGUAUUGGAAUGAAGACAAGCUGGUAUGAGGUGGAGAGUGCAGUUAGAAGGCUAGUGUAACAUUCCAGACAGAAAAGGUGAUAACCCAAGGAAGGCCUAAACAUGGGUAGCUGGAGAGGAGGCAAUAGGUUUAAAAGAUGCACAUAGAAGAAGGCAGUACCUGCGAUUCAUUUGAAGCAGGAGGCCAGUGAGAUGGAAAAAUAUCAAAGAUGGACUAUGAUUUUUUAACUAGAGUGACUGAAGAAUAGUAGUACCAUGAAAAUAAAUCAAGCUCGCUGAAGGAAAGCCUCACGUUGGUUGGUUUGUGAGGAGAAAUGCUAAGCUUCAUUUUGGUCAUUUUGAGUUUGAAGGCCUUUUUGGAUAUUCAAGUAUGAAUAAAGUUUGGGUGGUAAGUGUUGGAGUUUCUCUGUCAACAAGGAAAUGAUGGUCAAAAUCCAAGGAGUAUUCCAAGAAGAGCACAGACAGGAAGAGAUUCUAAAGACAGAUCUAUGGUGCCCUUCAGCAUGCUGAAGCCAUCCCGGGCCCUUAUCACUGUGUCUAGGUAACCAGUCUUUACAUAAUAAAGAGGUUUGGGUAACAGAGGAUGUCUUUGGAGACCCUAAGCUAAAGUAUUGUCGGUAAUUUUGGUUUGGGGGUAUGUGUGCAUGUGUGUAUGUGUGUUUGUGCAUGUGUGUGUGUGUGUGUGUGUGUGUGUGUAUGUGACAGAGAGAGAGAGAGAGACAGAGAGAGACUGGUUCUUCAAUGAUUUAGUGAUUGCCAGUUCUGCCCUAAGCAGUUUUUAUAGUGGGAAGCAGGGGGCAGCAGAGUCCCACCUUUCAAAAGGGAUUCAGCCCAUAAAAUCACAUUUUUCUGUAUCUUUUUUUGUUGUUGUCAAUGAAAACAUAUCCCCUUCUAAAAGUUGUAGAAAAUCAUUUCUAAGUUGCUGUCUUUGGGCACAGCAUAUGGAUCUGGAGCUUAACUUUUGGGGAACCUAUCUCCAAGCUGAUUAUGGAAACCUCAUUUAAAGAAGGGAGUUAAGAACUUAAAGAACUUAUUUACUGGUGAUGGUCUGAUUGAUGCUAUUUCAAUGAAAGAGCUGGGAUUAGAAUUUCAAUGGGGAAUUUUUAGCCUGAAGGCUAACUCUGUCCUGAAGACUUUGGUUUGUAUUUAAAGGAAAGAGAAUUAGAUUCAUCACAGCAGCACUUUUAAGAUACAUUUGCUAUUAUAGUUACAGUAGUGGUGAAUACAGUCCACAGUCCUUGCUGCUAUUGGUGGCUUUUCCUCAAGACAGGUUAACCUGGGAUAACGGUGGGAAAUGAAGCCAUGGUUACAAUAAUAAUUCAUAUUGCUUUUUUUUUUUUUAAACCUAACUCUAUUGCAGAACCUCUAGUUCUUUCUCAUCUCUGUUGCUUUACCUCUCAGUCUUUGCCUGCUGUCUAGACUGCCUGUGAAGCAAGCGGCGCGAGGCUUCUUCUUUCUGUUUCUAGUGCUUGGCUGUGGUGUCUCCCACCAGGUGAUGUCAGUGCUGGGCCCUGAGCAGUGGGUCCUACUGUGGCAGAGCCUUGCUGGACUGUGCAGAGGUGGGGGGCUUGCUUCUCCCUUUUCUGCCAUACUUUGUUUGAUGGACAAGGACCGUAUUACUGUGCAUUUUCACGUCUGAUUGCCUACGAUGUAUAGGUGUUUGACAUUCUUUUUGAUUGUUGCUGAAUAGGCACCAAAGACUUUUCAGCUCCGUCUUAUGGAAUUUCAAAUUAAAAAUUGUUAAAUUAGUUCUUGCACUUUUUCUUUCUAGGUUUCAGACAUGUAUCCAUAGGGAUAAGAACAAAAAGCAAACUCUCAUGAGUUCCAGAAAAAAGGUGGAGGCAAUGUGCAAACAACGGUGCUUAGCGCAAAUUGUUGAGAUGAGAUGAGGCCUGAGGUAGGGGCCGCACACACAUACAUCUUUAAUAUUGCUUUUGACUCUUGCCACACCACCCUAUCGUUAGUUCUUUGAUUGUGGCAUUCCCCUUAAACUUUCAGGCCUUUGUUCAUAGUACUUUUCCCCGGUAAUCUCUUUCCUCUUUUCUGUUUCAUAAGCUUUUCUUUCCUGCCUUAGUUUUCUUUUUCCCCCAUAGCACUUACCACUUUUGAACACAUUAUAUAAUUUAUUAUGUUUAUUGUCUGUUCUCCCAUCCUCCUACUAGAAUAUAAAAGAUCUGUGAGUGCAGGGAUCUUUGUUUUAUUCACUGAUCUAUCUCAAGCACCUAGAAUACUACUUUGAAUAUAAUAGGUAUUCAAUAAAUGUUUGUUAAAUGACCAAGCGGAUCCUUGAAGGCGCAACUCAAAUGUUAUUGCCUCAGCGCUCUACUCUCAAACCUGGAUAAAAUUUGUUUAUUCUUCUAUAUUAUCAUUGUACUUUGUUUAUAUUUGUAUCACAGCAGUUAAGUCUAUCAUGAAGAGUUAAUUCAUAUUUCAAUAAAAAUGAUAAUAAUGUAAUAAAAUAUUAAAUUGGACAUUUUAACUGAGGUGCCAAGUUGCAAUAAGUAUGAAAUUCCAAAGUGGUUUGCCAUCCAAAAAUGCAAAUUUUCAUGAGUUUCUUGACUCUUAAAAAACCCCACCCACAUUAAAGAUAUCGAAGGAUCGAGAGAGUGGAGAUGAGGGGAAGUUUGAUAGGAUUUCUCUUGAGAAAGCGUGGUUGUGAGUACCCUGCCCCUGCCAGGAAGAGCACAGAGACUGCUUUUCCCUUCAGAUGAAGUCCAGCUUCCGAAGGGACCUCAUGGAGAUGUGUGUCUCUGGCAGUGAGGAAGACACAGCUGCUUUCUGAAUCCUACUUGGAAAAUUUAAAAGGCAAAGGGACAGGAUGGCCAGCUGCUCUAAUGGCAGGAGCAAGGAGACACUCCCAGAGUUAGCUGGGGGAGAGUUUCCCUUGGAGCAAAUGUGAGCCAUGUGGGAGCCUGAGCCAGGCAGGAGUCAUUUAAAAUCCUUCCCAAGAUUGCUGCCUGGAGGAGAGACGGGACGGCAGAGAAAGGAGGUGGCUAGCCAGGGUAAGAUACAUUAUUUCUGUCAGAUGAAGAGUAUUCAAAUAUUUCUAUUUUUUUUUUUUUUUUUUUUGGUGGGGGAGAGCCCUGAAAAACCCAGGGAAUUGUUAGAAAAAGUCAUCUUUAAACACCUAUCAGGCCCUCAGAGCAAGAAGCUGGCCCAAAAGAGAAUCAGUUAAAAUAAGAACUUUCUGCCCACCUUUACCUCUCCUCCAUCCCACUUUCUUUGCCUCUGGCAGGGUCAGAAACUAGACAACAAGCUGGGGGAGAGAAGAAAUGCUGAGGGCUGGAAAGACGUGUGGGGAUGGGGCAAGGGAGAGGCCUCUUUUUCUUACUAAGUGCUGCCAGCCUGCAGCAAAACCCUCCUGGGAGACAAUUUAACAUUAAAUCAGGUUACAAGUUAUACUUCUUAUGAGGGACUGGACUUUCUGAUUUCUGAAUUAAGAGCUUUUAUGGCCUAAAGUGACCUGAACACUUUUUUUUAAAGUUAUUGUUACCUAGGAAUAAUCAGAAAGGUUGUGAUGAUGGCUGAGAUUUUGUCCAGGGUCAGGGGAAGUACUUCCCCCGCUACAUAAAUUUUAAAAGGGACAGUGGGCGUCAGAAAUAGUCAUGCUGUGUGAUUACCUCCCAUGAGUACUCACAGUGUCAGUGACAAUAAUCGUGUUCGCUGAUGUUUAUUGUGCGUCCACUGUUUCUCAGGCACUCUGCUAAAUAUUAAUAUAUUUGCCUGUGCCCAACAACCCUAUGUGGUAGGAACUCUUCUUAUCCCAUUUUGCACCUAGGAAAACUCAAGUUCAAAGACGUCAAAUAACUUUCCUGAGGUUUCCAACUAGUUAGAAAUAGAGUUCGUGUUUGAACCCAGGUGGCCUUGCCAUAUUUUAUUCUUUAAUAGAGUCAGAUUUCCUUAGGAAUUCGUGUUCAUAUACUUUUUUUUUUUUUUUUCCUGAGACAGAGUCUCGCUCUGUCACCCAGGCUGGAGUGCAGUGGUGCGAUGUCAGCUCACUGCAACCUCUGCCUCCCGGGUUCAAAUGAUUCUUCUGCUUCAGCCUCCCAACUAGCUGGGAUUACAGGUGCCCACCACCUCACCUGGUUAGUUUUUGUAUUUUUUUUAAUAGAUACGGGGUUUUAUCAUGUUGCCCAGGCUGGUCUCGAACUCCUGACCUCAGGUGAUCCUCCUGUCUCAGCCUCCCAAAGUGCUGGGAUUACAGGCAUGAGCCACCGUGCCUGGCCUCAUGUUCAUAUUCCCUGUGUACAGCACAGGGUCUGGCAUCUGGUGGUGAACUGGGUCUUGCUCUUUUUGCCCAGGCUGGAGUGCAGUGUGUGUGAUCACGGCUCACUGUAGCCUUGAUCCCAGGCUCAAUCAAUCCUCCUACCUCAGCCUCCCAAGUAGCCGGGACUACAGGUGUGCACCACCAUGCACAGCUAAUUUUCGUGUUUUUUGUAGAGGUAGGGUUUCACCAUGUUGCCCAGGCUGGUCUUGAGCUCCCGGGUUCACACGAUCCACCCACCUUGGCCUCCCAAAGUGCUGGGAUUACAGGUGGGAGUCAUCACGCCUGGCCUAAACAAAAUUUUUAAUUUUUUUUUUUUUUUUUUUGGAGACGGAGUCUUGCUCUGUCACCCAGGCUGGAGUGCAGUGGCUCAAUCUUGGCUCACUGCAAGCUCUGCCUCCUGGGUUCACGCCAUUCUCCUGCCUCAGCCUCCCGAGUAGCUGGGACUACAGGCGCCCGCCACCACGCCCAGCUAAUUUUUUUGUAUUUUUACUAGAGACGGGGUUUCACCUUGUUAGCCAGGAUGGUCUUGAUCUCCUGACCUCAUGAUCUGUCUGCCUCGGGCUCCCGAAGUGCUGAGAUUACAGGUGUGAGCCACCGCACCCGGCCACGAAAUUUUUAAUUUUUAAUAUGUGUCGUUGACAAUAUUUUACAGUAACACAUAUAAAAUUUAGCAAAAUAUAGUAACAAGGAACAUAGACUUUAGAGUCAGUGGAUACGGGUUUGAAUCCUGGUUCCACCUCUUGAUCGCUGUUCUGUCUUUGGGAAAAUGACUUAACCUGUCCAUGCCCCAGUUUCCUCAUUUAUAAAACAGAAAAAUAGUACCUAUAUCAUAGUGUUAUGGUGAGGACCAAAUAAGAUAAUAAACAUGAAGCACCUAACACUGCCUAGCAUUUGGCACAUGGUAGAUGUACUUGUCAUACCCUGUGGCUCAAAAAUGGGAUGACAUUUACUUAUUUGGGUUAUGUGUUAUUUUAUAUUUCUGAAUUCUCAGCAGUAGAGUUUCGUCACGGUAUACAGUCAGACCCAACCCUGAGAAAAAUUGUGAAGUACAGUUGAAGCUCUUGACCAGCCCACAUGCUCCAUUCCUGCAGCAGUCUUGCCUUUGGAUGCCCCUGCUGGCUGGGUGCUCCUGCUAGUUGGCCACUCACUGCUCCCAUGUGCAUCAGCCCACCUUGUAAGGUGUGUGUUUGUAGUGCAUCCCUGUGCUUGUUCCUAAAUCUGUUUGUAACUGUAAUUACAUAAUUCAAUUAAAUAUUAUUUAAAUAGAGUAUGCGUAUGAAGAGAUUGGAGGACUUUUACAGUUAUCUCCCUGCCUUGCCUUUUCUCUCUAAUGAGGGCACUCUUUCCUCAUGCUUGCUUCCCUUUGUUUAGGGCAAAGAAGUGACUAAAUUCAUUUAUACUAAGGCACAAAUGCCUGCUGCCCCUCUCAGGGUCAACUGCAUUUUAAUAGAGAUUUAAUGCUGUAGCCAAAGGAAGAAAGCUCUAAUUUUGGAAGUUGGGUAGGAUGACUGAUUUGUCCUAUCCAAAAACAUGUCGUAAAUCCUUCUUCAUCCUUCCUCUGCAUACUUUGAAAUAUGUUGUUAUUUCUGUUACAAUUGUGCAUUGUGUCUCCAUGGCCAUUCAUACCUCUGGCCAGAGGAAAUGUAUGUUAACCCUUUUCAGAUUUGCCUUGAGAAUACUCACCAGUGGCGCUUGUGGCUGCAAGACCCUGAGAUAACCUUGCCACAAAAUAUCUCACUUUUUUAAUUAUUUUUGCAUUGCUCUAGUAUAUCAACUUUGGAAACGAAAAACAUCAUUCUAUUUAUAGGAUUCUGUUUUUAGUAAUGGUAUUCUGGCUUACAAAAUAUAGUAAUUCUCAAUUGCUGAAAAUGUCAGAUCCUAGAAAACAUAGCAUUCCUAUGUGUGAUGUUAACAUUGUCCUUGAACAGUUGUUGCCUGAAGAUUGAUUUGAUGAAUCCGAUUUUUCUGAAAUAGACAAUUCUGAUAUUAGUGCUGUUUAGAAAUAACUCCAAGAACGACGAUGUGGUUUGGAUCUGUGUCCCCACCAAAUCUCAUCUUAAUAUUGUAAUCCCCGUGUGUUGAGGGAGGGAGGUGAUUGGAUCAUGCAGAUGGUUCCCCCAUGCUCUUCUCAUGAUAGUAAGUUCUCAUGAGACUUGAUGGUUUUAUAAGUAGCAGUUUCCCUGCUCUUCCUUCUCCUACCACCUUGUGAAGAAGGUGCCUGCUUCCCCUUCUGCCAUAAUUAUAAGUUUCCUGAGGCCUCCCCAGCCAUGCAGAACUGAGUCAAUUAAGCCUAUUUUCUUCAUAAAUUACCCAGUCUUAGGGAACUUCUUAGAAGUGUGAGGAUGUACUAAUACAAAUAGUUUUUAUCUUUUAUUUUCACAUUGAAAAUCAGUCAGAUUUGCUUCAGCCUCAAAGAGCGUGUUUACGUAAAAUUAAAUGAGUGCUGGCAAUGAGUGGCACAUUUUUUUUCUAAAUGGGUGAAUUGUCUAAUUGUCAUUUGUGUUAUUUCACUGAGAGUGGUGCAGUACACAUUGUAGUUAAAUUUGGAGGCAGAAGCUAUGGAACAACUUCUCCCACCCACAGAAUAUACUCACACCUUUUGUUCUUUUGUGGCCAACCCCCGGGUACAGAGAUACUCACAAAAUUUAAAUGUACUGAAUUCCCAUAUGGCAACAUGGGUCUUUUAUUUAUUUUUGCACACUGCCUUGGUAAAUGUUCAUAGAACAAAAAGCCUGAUUCCCACUUAAUAUAUGUUUAUAUAUUUAUAUGUUCAUAUAUUCAUAUAUGUUCAUUUAGUGAAGAAUUAAGAACAUGUUACAACUGGAAUUAUACAAUUGAAGGAACUUAGAGAAAUUUUAGUCCAAACACCUCAUUUUAUGCAUAAGGAAAUUGAGCCAAAGAGAAGUGACUUGCCUAAGUUCAUAGAGUGGGUUAAUCCCAGGGUUGGAUUUAGAACUCAGAUCUUCUGACUCUUAAUCUGGGGCUCUUUUGCUGUUCUAGCUAUUAUAUUUGAAAAUAUUUAAAUAAUAUCCAACAUUUAUUGACUACAUAUUACAUUCCAGAUGUUAUUAAUACUCUUUACAUUUAUUAAUCAUUUUACUCUCACGACAGCCCCACGAAGUGGGUACUAUUAUUAUCUUAUUUUACAAAUGCAGAAACUAAAGCAUGCAGAGUUAAAUAACUUCUGCAAGGUCAAAUGGUAGAAUCAGAUCUUGAAAGUAGGAAUUUUAGCAGAAGGUACUCCAGAUAGAUGGAGAUUUCUUUGGUUCUUCUUAUUUCUUCCAGUCUCCAUCUUUUGAAUACUUGAGAAUUCACUCAGUAGCUUUCUCAUACAUAAGGGAAUGAUAGUCUUGGUAAUUGUACUUACCAUGACUUGCCCUAAAUGGAAAUUACCUUGGGCUGGUGUUCAGCUAUGCUCUGAACCUCAGGUAUGCAUUGAGUAUGCUAGUUAAGAUUAUCCAAAUAAUCCUUGCUUUUCUGUAAGAUGCCGCCCACCACCUUUUUAGAGAUGAUUAUCCUUUACAGUUAAGUAGUUGUGAGAUAACAUGAAUUACCUCCCCUGAACUCAACACAGAAGCUGUGACAGAGCAUGAAGAAGGUUGUUGACUCUAAGAGAAGGACAAAGAAUUGUGACAAGUCCCUGAAGAGAGAGAAAUUUGAUGAGCCCUUUAUUGGAAAUCAGUGGUUGCCCAGAGCAGAAGAAGGCCGUGUGCCUAGGACAGGAGUAGGCAAUGGAUAACUUUUCAGUUGUGCCAUUUCUUUUUCUCUUCCCCGUUGUUCUGAGUAGGUCAUGACCUGAAGUGUCAAGAAAGAAAAAUGGUAGCACUAGCCCAGCAACUGGUGGGAGUAAGGGAGUAACAUCAGGCUUCUACUUGAGUCAGGUUGGGGAUAAGAGCAGAUGAAAGCCAGAGGUCUUCAUCCCGGCCCACAUCUACCCAUAUCACAUGGGCUAGGCCAUAAGAAAGACCAGGAUGGGGGUUCUCUAGGAAGCAUGGUUCUCUGGUGCAGGAAACCCCAGUGAGAAGUGGUCAAACCUAGAUUUUAAUGCCAGCCACUCUCCACUAGAAGGCAUGUCUCCCCUUUUAUACUCCCUAAGGUCAUACGAAGGAGAGUAAGGGCCUGGGCUUUCGUGCCUCACUUUCAGGUGCAUAACACUGAUCAGUGUUCACUAGGGGGUCGGUUUCCUAGAGGAACCUGCAUACUAGAAGGAAAGAAAUACCAGGGGAGUAAAACCACUGUUACAGAAAGAAAAUAAAUGGAGCAACGUUUACCAGGUUUAAUGCAGGAUUAAUGAAACCAAAGAAUAAGAAUUUAAAAUAAGCAUACUAUCAUCUAAUAGGUUGACAGGAAAUAAGUUGGAGAUAUGAAGCAGUAACAAGAAGUUAGGAAGAACAUAGUGCAAAUAUUGGGUAUGAAAUUGUAAUUAUUGAAAAUAAGAAUUCAAUAAAUUGAUUAAAUAGCAGAGUGAAUAUAGCCACAGAAUGAAUUAGUGAAUUGGAAGAUGAGGACAAGGAACUCUUUUGGAAGGCAUUAAGAAGGAUAAAGAGAUAGAAAGUAUAAAGUGAAUGUUAAGAGAUUUACAGGAUUGGCAUAGAGCUUUCUGCAUCGGUUAUCAGUCAGGGUCCCUGCAGGCAAGAGAGAAUGAACACAUUAAGCUGGAAUUUUAAAGAGACCUUAAUGAAAGCACUAUUUAAAUAAUAGAAUUUAAGGUGGAGGACAUGGUAUACUGGUGAAAGGAACAACAAAUCAAGAAAACGUAAUAAUAAAAGACAAAACUGACAAACUAUGGAGAAAAAAUGGAUAAAUUAAAAAUUAUAGUUGGAGAUAUUGUUGUAUUGCUUUCGAGAACUAAUUGAGCAAACAAAAAGUAAAUAAUAUCUGGUAUAAAUAAUAUAACUAAUAGGCUUGAACUAACAUAUACACAUACAUAUGUAAACAAUAUAAUCUUACUCUCAACAGAGAGUAUAAAUCAUUUUCUAGCACAGGUAGAACAUUUAAAAACUUUACUACAUACCAAGCACAAAGAAGUCUCAGUGAAGAUAAUCAGCACUAUUCAGACAAUGUUCUCUGACCAAAGGGCAAAAAAAUAAGAUAUCAUUUUUUGAAUAAAAAUAUCACAGAGAAAAGUUGUAAGGGAAAUUGGGAAGUACAUAGAAGGGAAAGACAAUGAAAAGACUAUGUAGUAUCUUCACAUAGCCAAAAUAGAGCUUAGAAAUAAAUGUAUAGCUCUGAUAGAACGUAUGAGAAUAUAAUCAAAUAAACUAAUAUGUCAAUUUAGAAAACUGGAAAAAGAUAAAUUGAAUACACUUAGAAAAAAUAACCAGGAGAAAGGAAAAAGAAACAAAACAAAAGAAAAGCAAGACAAAAUAAUAAACUGUAGAAUUACUUCAAAUUAGAGAAGACUAGUCAAUUGAAAAGCUCAUUGUCUGAAAAUUUUUAGAUGGGCAAUAACAGCUAACACCUAUGUAGUGCUUACUACAUUGUUACACUUGUGUAGUACUUGUAUAUUACUCUAAACUCUUUACAUCUACUAAUGCAUUUUAUCCCCAUGGCAACCCUAUGAGGUAGGCACUAUUAUCUCCAUUUUACAGAUGAGAAAAUAAAGCAGAAGAGGCAUAUUAAAUUUUGCACAGUAGGGAGUGUAAAGGAAACAGUUGCCUAUACAAAGAUAUUAUGAAACUUUUGAAGACUAUCAUGACCAAAUGUUGACCAAAAUGUUGAAAACAAGAAAGAAAUGAAUAAAUUUCUGGAAUAAUAUAAAAUGUCAAACUUGUUUUAAGAAUGAAAAAAAUUUGAAUAAGUCAAAGACCAAUAAGGAGUCUGAUGUUAUAAAGAUAUCCCUCCCCUCAAAAAGCCCCAGGCCUGGGUGGUUUUAUAGAUGACUUCUAUCAGUUUUUCAAGAAAGAGGACACCUCUAUCUUAAACAAGUUGUACAACAAAAUAGAAAAUUAAAGGCAACUGCCCAAAAUAUUUUUAAAAAUUAAUAUGAAAUUUACAUAACAUAAAAUUAAACAUUUUAAAGUGCUUGAUUUAUUUUAUAGAGUGAAAUUGUCAAUGACUUCAAAACUGGAUCAAGUUAGUAUGGAGGAGAAAGAAAAUUAGUGAUUCAUUUUACUUGUGAGCCCAUUUAAAAACUAUGAAAAAAUGCUAAAUGAAAUAUAAGUUAACAAAACUCUGAUGUUAUACUGUGAAAUGAUACAUUACAAUCGAGUAGGGUUUAUCUAUUGAAUGCAAAGAUGGUUUAGUAUCUGAAAAUCUGUCAGAGUAAUUCACCACAUUAACAGACUAACGGAGAAAAAUUAUGAGAUGAUUUUAAUCCAUGUGAAAAAUUUUGAUGUAGUUUAGCAUAUAUAUCUUGAAAAACAAACCCAGAAAACUGGCCAUAGAAAGGGCAUAAUACAAUAUAGACCACAUUCAAUAAUCUUCAAGAAAUACAGUACUUAAGAAUGACGAAUUCCUUUUGAAAUUCAGGAAAAUUUGAGGAUGUCCUUUAUCUUUAUUUUAAUAAUGAUUCAACAUUGUACUGGGGAUUCUAGCCAGCAUAAUAAGAAAAAUAAAUAAGAUACAGAAAUUGGAAGGGAAGGGACAUAGCAGUCAUAAUUUACAGAUGAUAUAAUUAUCAACAUGGAAAAUCUAGCAGAGUUUAGCAGUCAAUUAGAGCUUAAAUGAGAAUUCAGCAGUGUUAUUUGAUACAAGAUAAACUUACAUACAUUGAUAGUGCACUUUCUAUACCAACAAUAACCCACUAGAGUAUGAUGAAAAAGAAGAUAUUAUUUAUAAUAUUAACAGUAACAAAAAACAAUAAAGUAUCUAGGAAUUACCUAGUAAAGAACAGAUAGGACUUUUAAAGAGAAAAGUUUUAAACUUUUUUAAGGGACACAAAAAGAUCAGAAUAAAUAGAGUUCAUGGAUGGCAUUACUUAUAAAAAUAUCAACUUCUUUCUAUAUCUAUACAUUAUACAAUAUUAAUAAAAAUUCUAGUAGGAUUUUUUUCAAGAACUCAAGGUUUAAAAAAUUUACCUGGAAUGAAUAUUCAUGAAGAGUUAUUUUUUUGAAAAGGAAUAACAAGGAGAAGAAACAUGUGCAAUGCUAUUUUAUAAUAAACCAUGUAGAACACACAUAAGACCAAAUGGAAAAAAGGAAACGAAAUUAAUAGUGCAGACAGAGCCAUGGAUACAUGGUGGUGUCAUAAAUUGGAUGGAAAAUGAUAGAUUGUUCACUACAGUGUGUUUGGAACAUCAUAUAGCACUGGCUCACUCUUUCACCGACUGUAUCUCCAAUACUGUUGGAUCUUUAUUUUACAUUAUGUACACAGUUGAACCUAAGAUGGAUUAAAGACCUAAAGGUGAAUGUGGAAAAACAUAUCAAAUAGAAUUUAUUAUGAAUAUUGGUAACAAACCAUAGUAGUAUUUAUACUACCUGUGAAUUUCAUUAGUAGAAAUUAUAGAUAUUUUCAUGCCACAUUAAAUUGUUGUAGAUAUGUCAUUAAUACUUUGAGAUUAUGGUAAUUAUUAGAUCUACUGUCUUCUCACUGAAUGCUUUAAUAAAGUAGUACAUGUAUUGUUAUGUCACAAAUAAAAAUAUUUUUAUAACA